UCCAAAAGAAUGGAGAAAAGAAAUUAUUCCCUAGUGACUGAGUUCAUCCUCAUAGGGCUCACAGAUCAGCCAGAGCUCCAACUGCCCCUGUUCUUCCUGUUCCUAGGGAUUUAUGUAGUUAGUGUGGUGGGAAACCUGGGCAUGAUUGUACUUAUUAUACUCAGUUCUCAUCUUCACAACCCCAUGUAUUUUUUCCUCUGUAGUUUGUCCUUCAUUGAUCUCUGUCAAUCAACUGUCAUCACACCCAAAAUGCUUGUGAACUUUGUGUCAGGGAUGAACAAAAUCUCCUACUCUGAGUGCAUGACACAGUUCUAUUUCUUUGGCUUUCUUGGAGUUUGUGAAUGCCAAAUGUUGGCUGUAAUGGCAUAUGACCGCUAUGUUGCUAUAUGCCGUCCCCUUCUUUAUAAUCUUAUAAUGUCCUAUCAAGUUUGUUCUUCCUUGGUGGCUGCAGUAUAUGCUUCAGGACUGCUUGCUGCCACAGUUCACACAGGCUGUUUGCUUAGAGUGACCUUCUGCAAGGAAAAUGUCAUUAAUCAUUAUUUAUGUGAUCUCCUUCCACUCUUGAAGCUCUCUUGUUCUAGCACCUAUGUCAAUGAAUUGGUGACUUUGGCCACCAAUACAUUUGUUGUCCUUUUCCCAACACUGGCCAUCAUUACUUCUUAUGUUUUCAUCAUUGUUAGCAUUUUAAAAAUCCACUCCACUGAAGGCAGAUCCAAAGCCUUCAGUACCUGUAGUUCCCAUAUUGCUGCAAUUGGUGUCUUCUUUGGCUCUGUUGCAUUUAUGUACCUGCAGCCAUCUUCAGGCAACUCCAUGGAUCAGGGAAAAGUUUCCUCUGUCUUUUAUACUAUCGUUGUGCCCAUGCUAAACCCUCUCAUCUAUAGUCUGAGAAAUAAUGAUGUGAAAGUUGCCUUGAGGAAAAUAAUAGAAAGAAGAAAAUUUUAG
This is a messenger RNA of Monodelphis domestica (gray short-tailed opossum), 942 nucleotides long. RefSeq names its product olfactory receptor 8G50-like. Gene Ontology annotation, biological process: G protein-coupled receptor signaling pathway. NCBI's taxonomy places the organism in Eukaryota, Metazoa, Chordata, Mammalia, Didelphimorphia, Didelphidae. Gene Ontology annotation, cellular component: membrane. The record is from RefSeq and is a predicted model, not a curated record. Gene Ontology annotation, molecular function: G protein-coupled receptor activity; olfactory receptor activity.